Messenger RNA from Vigna angularis (adzuki bean), 888 nucleotides. RefSeq names its product protein OCTOPUS. Lineage: Eukaryota; Viridiplantae; Streptophyta; Magnoliopsida; Fabales; Fabaceae. Gene Ontology annotation, cellular component: plasma membrane. The record is from RefSeq and is a predicted model, not a curated record. The transcript is spliced from 2 exons. The coding region runs from base 1 to 888 and encodes 295 amino acids.
AUGGCGAUGCCAGGUUUGAUGCCAGUUGCGCUCUGCAUCUCUGAAGAAGAGCUUGUUGCCAUCGUUGAAGAAGAGGAGGAGCUGAAGACAAUGAAGGACCACAUCGACCUUGACUCAUCACAAGCGAAGCAGCAAAAAGCACGUGACUUCAAGGACCUCGCGGGAAGCUUCUUCUCCGCGGCUUCGGUUUUCAGCAAGAAAUUGCAGAAGUGGCGGCAGAAGCAGAAAGCGAAGAAGCGGAGGAACGAUGCUCUUCCGGUGGAGAAGCCGAUCGGGCGACAGUUCCAGGACACGCAGUCGGAGAUCACCGACUACGGCUUCGGGCGGCGGUCUUGCGACACCGAUCCAAGGUUCUCACUGGACGCAAGGCGGUUCUCCCUAGACGCGGGGCAGUUCUCGCUUGACGCCAGGAGGAUGUCGUUCGACGACCCUCGGUACUCGCUGGAGGAGCCACGGGCGUCGUGGGACGAUUAUUUGCUCGGACAGAGCAAUUUUCCGAGGAUGCCGACGAUGCUGUCAGUGGUGGAAGACGCGCUGGUGCAACAUGUGAUGAGGACUGAUAUGCAGAUUCCUGUGGAGGAGGAGCCGGUGAAUGACGAUGAGAGCGUUCCUGGUGGGAAUGCACAGACUAAAGAAUACUACUCUGAUUCGAGUUCUAGGAGGAGGAAGAGUCUUGAUAGGUCUAAUUCGAUUAGGAAGAGUGUUAGUUUGGAGGUGGAUGAGUUGACUAACAAUGGAAGCGGUGGUGCGAAUGGGAAUGGGAAUGGGAAUUUGAAUGUGAAUGUGAAUGCAAAUGCUAAGAUGGCUCCUUCUGGAGUGGAUUAUGUGCAGGGUGUGAGAAUGGGGUUUAAUGAAAGGGAAUUCGGGUCGAAUUCAAUGCGGGAAUAA